GCUCGGAGCGGCCGCUGCGGCCAGUAGCUGCCGCCGCCACCGUCGGCCCCUUCACCGGCUGCCCCGUUCAGACCUAGCCGGGAGGGGUGAGAGGGAUGCAGCUUGGGGCCCACCUGCCGCGCCGCACCCCGUAAAGGGCUGAUCUUCCACCUCGCCACUUCACCCACGGGAAGCCAAGACCAAACCAGCUUAGAUCUCUUCUGGUGCUUGUGAAACUGAACACAACAAAAGCAUGGAGAUGGGAAACCAACACCCUUCUAUUAGUAGGCUUCAGGAAAUCCAAAAGGAAGUAAAAAGUAUAGAACAGCAAGUAAUUGGUUUCAGUGGUCUGUCAGACGACAAGAAUUACAAGAAACUGGAGAGGAUUCUAACAAAACAACUUUUUGAAAUAGACUCUGUAGACACUGAAGGAAAAGGAGACAUUCAGCAAGCUAGGAAGAGGGCAGCACGAGAGACGGAGCGACUGCUUAAAGAGCUGGAGCAGAACGCGAACCACCCGCACCGGCUCGAGAUACAGAGCAUAUUUAAAGAAGCCCAGUCCCUGGUGAAGGAGAAGAUCGUGCCAUUUUAUAGUGGAGGCAACUGCGUAACUGAUGAAUUUGAAGAAGGCAUCCAGGAUAUCAUUUUGAGGUUGACACAUGUUAAAACUGGAGGCAAGAUCUCCCUGCGGAAAGCUCGGUAUCACACUUUAACCAAAAUCUGUGCGGUGCAAGAGAUUAUCGAGGACUGCAUGAAGAAGCAGCCUUCCCUGCCACUGUCCGAGGACGCACACCCUUCCGUUGCCAAGAUUAACUCUGUGAUGUGUGAGGUGAACAAGGCCAGAGGCACUCUGAUCGCUCUCCUCAUGGGAGUGAACAGUAACGAAACCUGCAGGCACUUGUCCUGUGUGCUCUCGGGGCUGAUCGCGGCCCUGGAUGCCCUGGAUGUGUGCGGGCGCACUGAGAUCAGAAACUACCGGAAGGAGGUCGUGGAAGAUAUCAACAAGUUACUGAAAUAUUUGGAUUUAGAAGAGGAAGCAGAUACCACUUACGCGUUUGACCUGGGACAGAAUCAUUCCAUUUUAAAAAUAGAGAAAGUCCUCAAGAGAAUGCGAGAGAUAAAAAACGAGCUGCUUCAAGCCCAGAAUCCUCCUGAGUUGUACCUAAGUUCCAAAACAGAAUUGCAGGGCUUAAUUGGACAGCUGGAUGAGGUUAGUCUCGAAAAGAACCCCUGCAUCCGGGAGGCCAGGAGGAGAGCAGUGAUCGAAGUGCAGACCCUCAUCACUUACAUCGACUUGAAGGAAGCCCUGGAGAAGAGAAAGGCGUUUGUGUGUGAGGAGCACCCCUCACACAAGGCCGUCUGGGACGUCCUUGGAAACCUGUCGGAGAUCCAGGGAGAAGUCCUCUCAUUUGACGGCAACCGGACUGAUAAGAACUACAUGCGGCUGGAAGAGCUGCUCACCAAGCAGCUGCUGGCCCUGGACGCGGUCGACCCGCAGGGAGAAGAGAAGUGUAAGGCUUCCCGGAAGCAGGCGGUGAAGCUCGCCCAGAACAUCCUCAGCUAUCUCGACCUGAAAUCUGAUGAAUGGGAGUACUAAAGCACCCAGCCCGGGCUGAGCCUUCUUGUUUUGCACUUUAUACAUACGUCUUUGUAUUUAUAGAGAGCUUGCAGUUUCUUGAGCCUAAAUGUGAUUUUUACAUGCAUAUUUCAAUCUCCAUAUUUAUGAUUUUAGCAAAUUAUAUUCAGUAUCUCUGCUGCUUUUGAUGUUGCAAAACAAAUAUUACAGCUUAUUAACUUUUCCAUUUGGAUCGUUAUCUGUAUGUUGUGUGAUUUUUUGGGUUUUUUUUUAAAUCAGAAAAUGGAAUAGGGGCAGCUUUUUAAUUUUUUUUAAUAGGUUGUCCAAGCAUUCAAAUGCAGGUAUUUCAGAAUCUAGAAAUAGUCGUAACCUUACAUAGUAAUUUCUAGGACAAUUAUGAGAAAGGGGGAAGUUUUUGGUUAAACAGAAGUAAGGUCCAAUACUAAAGCAGUACAAUUACAUAUUUCAUUAUACUAAGUAAAGCAGAAGGAUUUUUUUCAUUUCUAAAACCCGAUUAGUCCCACCCAGUUUAACAGGGUGGGAGUUUUUUGUUUUUCCAGACAGUCUGUUCUUUCAUAAACAUUUUUUGUUUGAAGAACGGUGUCUGUGUUUCCCCCCAUACUCUGCAUUUAGAGGGGGAUUCUUAUUUUUGUGUGUGACAUAGGAAAAUUAUGAAAAUUAAUAGCAAAAAAGUAUUUGAGACUACUUUGAAGAAAGAACACCAGCUAACAUUUUCAAGUUGCUUUUGUUUGUAAAAUCUGAACUUCCAGUUUCCCUUAGAAAUUAGUAAUGGACCUUAAAAAAAAAAA
This is a messenger RNA of Vicugna pacos (alpaca), 2364 nucleotides long. RefSeq names its product BAG cochaperone 5 (gene BAG5). Gene Ontology annotation, molecular function: adenyl-nucleotide exchange factor activity; protein-folding chaperone binding. Gene Ontology annotation, biological process: negative regulation of protein ubiquitination; regulation of inclusion body assembly; protein stabilization. Gene Ontology annotation, cellular component: membrane; cytoplasm; nucleus. The record is from RefSeq and is a predicted model, not a curated record. Lineage: Eukaryota; Metazoa; Chordata; Mammalia; Artiodactyla; Camelidae.